Molecule: messenger RNA, 1173 nt
Organism: Vicia villosa (hairy vetch)
Lineage: Eukaryota; Viridiplantae; Streptophyta; Magnoliopsida; Fabales; Fabaceae
Exons: 1
Coding region: 1-1173 (390 amino acids)
Source: RefSeq, a predicted model, not a curated record
AUGGGGAGUUCACGGGGACGAGGGCGGCCGCGAAAAUUGGUUCCAUCGUCACCGGUAAAGCAAGUGGAGACACCCACUGACAAACUGAAGGUAGAUGAAGGAGGAAGCAAGGGAAGUGGAAAGGCAAAGUCACAAAAUGUGGCGGAGGAGACGGAGGAAAAUCGUAAAUCUGAGGCGAAAGGGGUGGAACAUGAGGGUGAGACGAAUCAACAAAAGCUUUGGGUGGAUGUGAUCAAUGGCAACCGGAUGCAAGCUAAUGGUAUGGAGAUUGAGUUUGUCGCACCUACAAUUAUGGAAGGAGAAGUGCAGAUCGAAAUUGACUAUAACGACAUACGCUCAGAGGUAAACUUUUGGGAAAAUUCUCUGUUCAUGUAUGUUAUAGGGAAGGACCCUAGUAUGAAUGGUGUGAAACAAUUCAUGUUGAAAUUCUGGAAUUUUGUUCAAACCCCUGAGUUAUUCUAUAAUGAUGAGGGAUAUUUCAUAAUGAAAUUCAGAUCUGGGGAAGAUAGGGAUUUGGUGAUGAUGAAGGGACCUUACACGAUUCAGAAUAUGCCGAUGCUCCUUAGGAUAUGGCACCACGAUUUCUGCUUGAAAAGAGAUAUGCUUCGUACGGUUCCGGUAUGGGUGAAAUUACCCCAACUACCUCUCUAUCUCUGGGGGAAGAGAAGCCUUAGCAAAAUUGGAAGUGCAUUAGGGAAACCACUUUUCACUGAUGAGUGCACAGCUGCCAAGCUAAGAGUUUCGUAUGCGAGGAUUUUGGUUGAAAUUGAUGUCACACAAAAGAUUGCAGAAUCCAUCAACAUAAAAGAUAAUGAAGGCAGGGUGAUUAAACAGCCUGUAGAGCUGGAAUGGAAACCACUGUAUUGUGAAGUUUGCAAGAGAGCAGGACACAAGUGUACACCAGGACCUCAGAAAAAAACAUGGACUGCCAAACCUAAUAUGAGCCAAGAAAAGAAAGAUGAGACCAUAGUAACCAAAGAGAAAAAGAUGCAGGGUGGUGGUGCAGAGUUAAACACAAAGGCCAAAGAAGAUGAGGGAUGGAUAGAAGCAAAAUCUAGUAGAAUUGAGAAGGGGAAAAAGCCUAUGAAAUACACUGAAGGGGUUGAGUGUCAUAAUGAGUUCUCUUCACUAGGGGUUUUGAAUGACCAUCUAGUGGACAUAGACUUAACAUGA